Molecule: messenger RNA, 1711 nt
Organism: Thunnus maccoyii (southern bluefin tuna)
Lineage: Eukaryota; Metazoa; Chordata; Actinopteri; Scombriformes; Scombridae
Gene: cacng3a
Product: voltage-dependent calcium channel gamma-3 subunit
Exons: 4
Coding region: 423-1415 (330 amino acids)
Biological process (GO): neurotransmitter receptor internalization; transmission of nerve impulse; positive regulation of synaptic transmission, glutamatergic
Cellular component (GO): postsynaptic density membrane; AMPA glutamate receptor complex
Molecular function (GO): channel regulator activity; voltage-gated calcium channel activity
Source: RefSeq, a predicted model, not a curated record
UCAAACUAGAUCGUGUCAGAGAGGCGCUGGUGUUGCUGUUUUUUUCUUUUUAUCUCGGCUCUAGAUUUAUCCACUUUUUCUCCACUCAGCUGCUCUUUCUACUCUGUUUCUACUAUUAUUGCACAACUGAAAUCAAAUCAGAAACAUCCCGUGAUCCUCUUCUGCGCCCUUGACAUGGAAACACCUCAACUUUGUGAACAAAGUCCUGUGAAUGUUUGGUUUAGAGGAAAAAACCUCCACAGUUGUCCAACGAUGCGAGUUUAGCGCAGGUUGCGGAAGAUGUGCACAGAAGUUGAUUUUAAUUCAGCCGGCUGGAUCCACACAAAGAUAAGACACCGGGGGAAAGUUUUUAAGAGUUUCUAAACCCUGCUGGUCUCUGUCAACUGGAGGAGGAGGAGGAGGAGGAAGAGGAGGAGGCCGACAUGAGGCUGUGUAACCGGGGUGUGAUGAUGCUGCUGACCACGGCGGGGGCUUUCUGCGCCUUCAGCCUCAUGACCAUCGCCGUGGGAACGGACUACUGGCUGUACUCCCGCGGGAUGUGCCGCUCCAAGAGCCAGAACGACAACGAGACCGUCCGGAAGAACGAGGAGGUCCUGACGCACUCAGGUCUGUGGAGGACCUGCUGCACUGAGGGAACAUUUCGGGGCGUUUGCAAAGACAUCGAUCACUUUCCUGAAGAUGCAGACUAUGAGCAGGACGCUGCAGAGUAUUUACUACGAGCAGUGCGAGCCUCCAGCCUCUUCCCCAUCCUCAGUGUGGGUUUAUUAUUUCUCGGAGGUGUGUGCGUCGCUGCCAGCGAGUUCUACAAGUCGCGCUACAAUGUCAUCCUCAGCGCGGGUAUACUCUUCGUCUCUGCAGGUCUCAGUAACAUCAUUGGCAUCAUCGUGUACAUAUCAGCCAACUCAGGUGACCCCAGCCAGAGUGACAACAAGAAGAGCUACUCCUACGGCUGGUCUUUUUAUUUUGGAGCUCUGUCCUUUGUGCUGGCUGAGAUGGUUGGCGUCCUGGCAGUGCAUGUGUUCAUAGAGAAGCACAGGCAGCUGCGCACUAAAGGCCGGCCUUCACUCAUUAAGCCGCCCAUCUCCCGCACCUCAUCUUACUACCGCAACCGUUACUACCAUAACCGCUCCCGCCGAUGCAGUUACAGGAGUAACCACAGUGCCGGGGACUCGACAUCACACUCCUUUCGAGCAUCCUUGAUGCGAGACCGAGAGCCGUCCAUCUCUGCUGAAUCCAAGGUCGUGCCAGGUGUGCCGACAAUGGGCUCAGACUUCAUGCUCUACACGUUGACCUCGCCUCUGAAAGACGGUAAAAUUGACAUGGCUGUGGAUGAUUUAACCACUGCAGCAGCUCACAACAACACAGAGAUACUGCCUGGAAACUGUGCCGCCAACAGAAGGACCACACCGGUCUGAGAGACGAGGAACAGGAGGAGGAGACGGUUAUAACAGCAACUCAAACAUCUAAUUAGAGGAAGUUGUUUCCUUUUCUCAGAGAAGAAAGAGGAAAGUGUUUGGAGACUGAAGCAACCUGUAUCUAUGAUUUACUGUUGACAAGCUCUAAGAUGAAGAAAUGAAGUAAACAAGAACACAAUUUUGACAUCGAACAUGUUUGUGCUCUUUGUGUGUCGUACUGCUAUGCUAUUAAAGUAGCUAUAUCUACAGUAUAUCUGUAGUGUGUGUGCGGAUGAGUGUGUAUAAUAACAGGAAUG